Messenger RNA from Ichthyophthirius multifiliis, 1689 nucleotides. RefSeq lists its product as hypothetical. NCBI's taxonomy places the organism in Eukaryota, Ciliophora, Oligohymenophorea, Hymenostomatida. The transcript is spliced from 3 exons. The record is from RefSeq and is a predicted model, not a curated record.
AUGAAAAAGCUAUUAUAUUAUGAUUCAGAUUUAUAAUCAGAUAACCCUCCUAAUUUUGAUUCUGAUAAUGAACCGCCAAAAGAUAUAAUAAGAGAAAGCAAAUUAUUAAUAAAAACUGAUUUAAAUAGAGUUUAUAAAGAAAUAUGGCAAGUAUUAUUUUUUUUUAAAAAAAAAGAAAAUAAUUUAAAGAUUGGUCAAGGAUUACCAAAACCAGCAAAAUAUGACGAAGUAAAAGUUAAAUUUAUAGAAAUUGAUAAUCCUGAUUGUGAAGAAAAUAAUAAAUUUCCAUAAGGAUAACUAUUCUAAAAUUAUUUUGAUAAAUUAAAUAAAUAAGAUUUAUUGUAAUUUAAUUUAGGAAAAAAUAAAUAUGAAGAAUGGUUUGACAAUAUAGUUGAGAGUAUGAAAAAAAAUGAAAUAUGUUUUAUAUUUAUGGAAUAUUUAAAAUUUGAUGAUAAUCACAUGAAGAUUCUUGAUUAUAAAAAAUUUUAUUUAUUUUAUUUAGAAGAUUGGACAACUGUAAUAGACUUAAGAUAAGAUAUGAAUUUUUUAAAAAAAGUAAUCUAAAAAGGAUAAGGAAUUUAAAGAUGUGAAAAAAGUGAUGAAGUCAUAUUUAACUACAAACUUAGUAAAGAAUAAGAAAUAAUAGAUGAAAGAAAUAGUGAUGAAAUAAUAAGAGUUGAUAAAUUAAUGGAAAUAGGAUUUUCAGAUUGCAUUUGGCGUGUAAUGAGUUCAAUGAAAGAUUAAGAAAUCGUAGAAUGCUAUAUAACACAAAAAGGCUUUUUAGAUUUAGAAAAUGAAAAUUUUAAAGAAAAAUAUAAAAUUAAUUAGAGUGAUGAAAUACAUGUUUAUAAAUUAGAAUUAAAUCUAAAAAAACUAAUCAGUAUAGAAGAUAUUUUAGGGAAUGGAUAAUUAAUAAAAAAGUAAUUAUUUAAAGGUAUAUGUACUUCAAAACCCGAAAAAGAUUGUAGAAUAUUUUUUUCCUUAAAAAUUGAAGUAAAUUAAUAAAUAAUUUAUGAUUCAGGUACUAUAAAUAAUUUAGAAGAACAAGUUAAAAAUUCUAAUAUGAGCAAAAUCGAAUUUUUAGAAAAUUAAAAAAAUUGCUGGAAAUAUAUUUUAGAUGAAUAUAAAAUAUCAAAGUUACUCUAAAAGACUUUACGAAGAAUGAAAAAAUCAGAAGAAUGUUAAAUAGAAUGCAAAGAUAAUAUUUAUAUUCAAUAUGGCGAUGAUUUUAAAAUUAUAAAAGAAAAAUGCGAAAACUAAAUACCCUAAUCUAUUGUUUAUUAUAUUAAAUUAUUUGAUUUUACAGAUUCUAAAAAUACAUAUACAAUGACUAUUGAUGAAAAAUUUAAUAAGGUUAAAGAAAAAAUUAGUUGGAUUAAAAUUCAUUAAAGUAAACAAAAUAAUUAAUUUAACUUUUAUUAAUAAUUUUAUUUAUAUAAUAAAAUAAGGAAAAUAAUUAUAAAAAAGCUCUUAGAGUAUUUGAAUCUAUAAAUAAUUAUUUUUUAUUAGGAUAAUUUACUGAACAAGAACUAUUUUUAAUAAAAUAAGUUAUUUUUUUUAUUAAAAGAAAAAAAUUGGUUUAAUAAUAAUUAUAUUUUUAUAAAAAUAGUAUAAAAUAUCAAGUUUGUUAAAUACUAGUUUAUGUUUGAUGAAAUUAUAAAAAUGGAAAGAAUUAGUAGAGUGUUGUGA